GGCGCGGGGCUGAGCCUGGGCAGGCGGGCCGGAGGGGAGUUCCGGGUCUGGAGCCCGAGCCGGCGGGCGGCUGCGACGCGGCAGGGGUGAGGGGGGAGGAGGAGGAGGAGGAGGGGAGAGCCGCGGCGGCGGCGGCGGCGGCUGCGCCGGGCUGCGAGCGUGUGGCUGCCGGAGGAAGAUGAGGCUGAAGAUCGGCUUCAUCCUGCGCAGUCUGCUGCUGCUGGGGAGCUUCCUGGGGCUGGUGGUGCUCUGGUCGUCCCUAUCCCCGAGGCUGGACGAACCCAGCUCGCUGAGCAGGAUGCGGGAAAACAGAGAUGGCAGUGACCUCAUGGCUAACCGAGGAGGCAAUGGACUAGCUCCCGGGGAGGACAGAUUCAAACCUGUGAUACCAUGGCCUCAUGUGGAGGGCGUGGAAGUGGACUUAGAGUCUAUUAGAAGGAAAAACAAGGCCAGAAAUGACCAGGAACGCCGUGCGGGAGGGGACCCCCAGAAGGACGCCAUGCAGAGGCGCUACCUCACCUUCAAGCCUCAGACCUUCACCUACCAAGACCCCGUUCUGCACCCUGGGGUCCUCGGGAACUUUGAACCCAAAGAACCCGAGCCUCACGGAGUGGUUGGUGGCCCUGGAGAGAAAGCCAAGCCGGUAGUUUUGGGACCAGAACUUAAACAGGCAGCUCAAGCCAGCAUUAAAGAGUUUGGAUUUAACAUGGUGGCAAGUGACAUGAUCUCGCUGGACCGCAGCAUCAAUGACUUACGUCAGGAAGAAUGCAAGUAUUGGCAUUAUGAUGAGAACCUGCUCACUGCAAGCGUUAUUGUGGUCUUCCAUAAUGAAGGAUGGUCAACCCUCAUGAGAACAGUCCACAGUGUAAUUAAAAGGACUCCCAGGAAAUAUUUAGCAGAAAUUGUGUUAAUUGAUGAUUUCAGUAAUAAAGAACACUUAAAAGAGAAACUGGAUGAAUAUAUUAAGCUGUGGAAUGGUCUCGUAAAGGUAUUUCGAAAUGAGAGAAGAGAAGGUUUAAUUCAAGCUCGGAGUAUUGGUGCUCAAAAGGCUAAACUGGGACAGGUUUUGAUAUACCUUGAUGCCCACUGUGAGGUGGCAGUUAACUGGUAUGCACCACUUGUAGCUCCCAUAUCUAAGGACAGAACUACAUGUACUGUGCCUCUAAUAGAUUACAUAGAUGGGAAUGAUUAUUCCAUUGAACCACAGCAAGGUGGGGAUGAAGAUGGUUUUGCCAGAGGGGCCUGGGACUGGAGUUUGCUAUGGAAACGUAUCCCUCUAAGCCACAAGGAAAAGGCCAAACGAAAACAUAAAACCGAGCCCUAUCGGUCCCCAGCCAUGGCAGGGGGAUUGUUUGCUAUUGAACGAGAGUUCUUCUUUGAACUGGGUCUCUAUGACCCAGGUCUCCAGAUCUGGGGCGGUGAGAACUUCGAGAUCUCAUACAAGAUCUGGCAGUGUGGUGGCAAGUUAUUGUUUGUGCCUUGUUCUCGUGUGGGACACAUCUAUCGUCUUGAGGGCUGGCAAGGAAAUCCUCCACCCGUUUCUGUUGGCUCUUCUCCAACUCUAAAGAAUUAUGUUAGAGUUGUGGAGGUUUGGUGGGAUGAAUACAAAGAUUACUUCUAUGCUAGCCGUCCUGAAUCAAAGGCAUUACCAUACGGUGAUAUAUCGGAGCUGAAAAAAUUCCGAGAAGAUCACAACUGCAAAAGUUUCAAGUGGUUCAUGGAAGAAAUAGCUUAUGAUAUCCCCUCACACUACCCUUUGCCACCCAAAAAUAUUGACUGGGGAGAAAUCAGAGGCUUUGAAACGGCUUACUGCAUUGAUAGCAUGGGAAAAACCAACGGAGGUUUUGUUGAACUGGGACCCUGCCACAGGAUGGGAGGGAAUCAGCUUUUCAGAAUCAAUGAAGCAAAUCAGCUCAUGCAGUAUGACCAGUGUUUGACAAAGGGGCCUGAUGGAUCAAAAAUUAUGAUUACACACUGUAGUCUGAAUGGGUUUAAAGAAUGGCAGUACUUCAAGAACCUGCACAGGUUUACCCACAUUCCUUCAGGAAAGUGUUUAGAUCGCUCAGAGGUCCUGCAUCAGGUAUUCCUCUCUAAUUGCGACUCCAGUAAAAUGACUCAGAAGUGGGAAAUGAAUAACAUUCACAGUGUUUAGGAAAGAAUAGAAGAAACUAAUAACCUACCUACUGAAAAGAUUUACACAGGACCGAAAAUCUCCUGAAACCUGCUGCACCUGUUACUAACUCAGCACAGCUCCACACCAGGAACCUCCUUGAUCAGUCUGCAGGACAUUGAUAAACUGUGAUUUUUACAAUAACAUUAUCAUCCGCAGUUCCUGUUUACAAAACUGCUUUUACCUUAAACUUCGUAGAUGUUUACAUCUUUUCUGUUUUGUUUUUUGAUGUUGGUUAUUUGUGCCUUUAGCUCUGUUUUGUUAGGAUAGAGUUGAAAGCACAUUGUCUUCUUUGGGAUUACACUCAGGGGUCUGAAAGGCAGUUUUUUUUUUAAACACACUUGAAGAAAAGGUUGGGGUGACCAGACUUUCACAUAUGACUUGGUGAUUAUCAACCUGUUGUGUCUUUAUUUUGUCUUAACAUCUUUUUGAAGCACUGCCACAGGUUUUAAGCCAAGGUGGCCUUCCUUCACAGUCAUGCUGCUUUUUUGAAAGGUGAAUUUCAACACAUUUAGUGCCUCUCUCAUUUCUCAGUACGUAUUUCAAGAGCUAUUGAUGAAAUUUGUAGGAUGGUAACGAUGGAAUUGUCACUUGCAUGGGGAAUACUUUUACUGCUCAGAAAUGAAUUAAUUUAGUGCUGCCCUUUGCUAUAUGAAACUGAAUGUUAUUUAAAGAAGAGAUGAUACUAUGGAACAUCCCAAGGUUAUUCCAUAGAGUUUGAAGUUGUGGGGCAUUAGGGAUUCCCAGCACCCUCUGUCCGUACCAACACCUAGGAUUGCAAAGGAGUCUUCUAACUAGAGAAAAAUUGUCCACUGACAUUUGGGAUUUACUUUUCUUCAGUACCUAUAACUAUAGAAAACUACAAAUAAUUUUCAAGUUUGACACUUGAAAGGGGGGAGUAACAUAAACAAGGAACGCCAUUAUAAACACGUCAAAGGUUCAUUCUGACUGAAGAAUUUCUAAGCCCUUGUUAGAUAAGCCUUAUGAAAUUCCUGUGCAUUAUAACCCAAGCUGUGCAACCUAUGAAGCCAAGAGUGAAAUGAUGUUUCAUUUUUAUCUUCAUCCAAGUGAAAUUCCCUGCAUGUUUUUAAAAUUUAAAUAGAGGCUAUUUAAGAAUACAGUUCAUUAACAAAUGUGAGAUGCUUAGAUUGGGUGUUAGUUCCCUAGCAUUUUCUUCAUUUCUUUUUAGGAAGCAUAUUUUUAUUAGUACUUUUCCAGCGAAAAGAUUAGACCAUACCUACUAUAGGAAAACCUAAUACUGCAAAUGACCAAUUCAAUUUUAAUUUCUAAAUAAAUAAUUUAUCAACUCAAAGACUAAAAUGCCUAAAUCCAGUGCUUAAUACAACAAUGUAAUGAGGUGGGGAAUGGCUAAAUUAAGCAUUUUUAAUCCUGCAAUCAUGAUGUCAUUACAACUACUGCCAGAGGGAAAUCUAUUUUUUUUAUGUGAGGGAAAUCUUUAUAAUUAAAUCUUGAAAAGAAAAAACCUACAUUUGUUAAAAGAAAAGCCUACAAAUUUGUUUCUUUCAAGCUUAGCUCUUAAAUUUGCAAAGUUAAAAUAUCCUCAACAGAAAUUUUAUUUAUAAUUUUGAAUUGUCAAUUGCUACUGAUCUGUGAUCAACCAUUUUAACUUUCAUCUCAGAGGAUGUUUAAAAGGAAUACAUUUAUAUGCUUAUAUAAUUGCAAAAUAAAUCAACUAUAAAAAAGAAACUGAGAACUGAUACUUGUGUUUGCAAAUAGGCUCCAUUUUAAUGUUGAAUAGAUUAUAACCUUGUUAACUAUGCAUAGGCCUAAGGUGGCAAUUAACUGUGCAUGUAUAUUUUAAAUGGGUAUUUUGUGCAAUUCAUUAAAAGAUACUCUAUGAUUAUAUAUAUUGAAAUCAGAAACCUUACCAAACAAAAAACAUCAGAAGCUGCUGCCAUAAUGACUAUUUUCUACCAUAGUCUGCUUUGGAAAUAAUACAUAUCCUUGCUUUGUAAGUUGAUAAUAUCACUAUGCAUUUCUACACAUUUUAUACAUUUGAUUUAUGCAAUUUUUGAUACACUGUAUGUUUCUGUAGAAAUUGUAUAAAUAUUCAGAAUUUUAUUAGGGUAAAUUUGAGAAGCCUAUGUAUAUCUUAAUUCUGGGUUGCUUGUUUUUUAGGUGAGAAAAAAUAAAAUGCUGUAUUUUAAU
This is a messenger RNA of Nycticebus coucang (slow loris), 4339 nucleotides long. RefSeq names its product polypeptide N-acetylgalactosaminyltransferase 7 (gene GALNT7). The coding region runs from base 179 to 2152 and encodes 657 amino acids. Gene Ontology annotation, cellular component: Golgi apparatus. The record is from RefSeq and is a predicted model, not a curated record. The transcript is spliced from 12 exons. NCBI's taxonomy places the organism in Eukaryota, Metazoa, Chordata, Mammalia, Primates, Lorisidae.